UAAUGGUGGGGGUGACCUAGUUUUACGUCAGUUACAACUAGAGACUUAGAUGACAAGUUUUGAAGACCGUAGGAACAUCGUUAAUUUGGAAUGUAAGCUCUCAAAUUUUGUUGUCCAAAUCCGAUCAGUGUUUCGCUUGACAACAGUUCUCGAUUUCCAUACGGGGAAUAGUUGCUGUCUGAAGCCAAAAUGUAUCUUCCAAGCCAAAACGAGUUCGAAAUCAUCAAUCAUAUUCUCCUUAGAAUCCUGUCAAUGAACCUGUUCACUGAGUCAAACUUGAUAAGGCCAAUUGGGGUAUCAUUGAUUUGAAUAAGAAUGGCCGCCGUCAAAGAGUGAGUUAAACGAAUGAAUGUAUGAACCUACCACUUCAUAUUGCUACAGCAAAGGCCGGAUACAUCUGCAUUUUAAUUUUACAAUAUUAAUAUUUUACACUAUUGAAGCUAUAUUUGAUGAGGUAAGGCUCGAGCGAAUUCAAUUGUUCCACCUUUUCAUUUUCAGUGAAUGACUUCGAUAUGUCCUUUAUUACACGAUAAUGUAAUUUUCACGAUACAUAUUAAAUUUCAUUUCGUACUGGCAAUUUUUAGCCUAAUUUCUGUCCAUGCAGUUGCAUGAUUUAUUCUACCUAAAGAUAGGAAAGAACAAGACAAUAAACCAGUUUUAGUCAACGAUAUCUGAUACUUUGGGAACAUACUAUUAUGAAAAGAUAUAAGGGUUAUACGAUUCUUAAUGUUAUAUCGAAUUUGGUCAAGUAAAAUCUUAACCGCCAUGCAGUUAGUUGCAGAAGACUUCAAUUGACUUAUUUAAUUCAUUUUUGUCGAGCGUGAGAAAUCUUUCCGCUUCACAGCCGGCGCCUCAAGCGUUCGCUCAACUUAGUGAAAUGCUUCCGACUUCUUCAAAUAAGGAUCUUCUUUCGAUGUUGAUGUAUCAAGCGUCCCUUUAGUCACUACAGAGUGCAUGAUCCCUAAAAAGUUAUGUUGUUCCAUAAGAAAAUAAUAAAUUAUAAUAUUAUAAAUGAUAAUCAAAACAAAGACAAGAAAAUCCCGGGGAAAACGCGCGUGAGGGGAAGUUUCUGCUCUUACAAUGCCUUUUCAAGUGAUGUGAUUGACAGAAUGGUAAAUCCUAAUGGAUGCUUUCCGCUCCGGAUAUUUCAUAGCGACUAAGAUGGCACCUAAAACACAAUUGACUCCACUCAGUAAAAUAUGUCCAUUUUAUGUCGCACAAAUUUAAAUUGAACUUUAUUCUUUGUCUUCACUUCACCAAUGCGUUAUCCUUGAAAAAGUAAAGUACGAGUGACCGUAGUGAGGAAAUAAUCUCAAGUUCAUUAUUUGCCAAGGAUGGGAUUUGUAUUUAUGCAAUGCGCAUGUUCUUAACUUUAAUUUCUAAUUCGCUAAUUUCUCCUUUCGCAGAUUGCCGCUUAGAAAGCGUUUCCUUUUAAUAUAACUUUCCAUUCGCCUUGACAUUAAUUGAUAAAAGUCACGUAUCAGCUAUUUCCAAAAAUAGACGAAUCUGCUCACCCAAAUAAUUUAAAACGCAGAACGGAGUCCACGGAUUUUUCAUCUUCCAAGCAAUGGAAGCGUUUAGUGUGCGUAACUCAAGCUGCGAAGUCAAUGAUUCACGAAAUGAAUCUUCUGAAACUGAAUAUGAAGAAACUUUUUUCCCUUGGCCACUGACUGUGAUAUUGUCCUUCAUGUGCCUGCUGAUUAGUGCGGUAAAUGGUUUGGUGAUCAUCUUAAUUCACAAAAAGAAGACGCUGAGAACACCUACUAACAUGUUUCUUGCUUCUUUGGCCACGUCUGAUUUGUUAUCUGGUCUGGUGGGAAUUCCUCUCGCUCUUAUAUGUUUAACAAGAGAUUUUCUCAUUGUUUGUGUGCUGUCUACAAUCUUCAUUCGAUUUACAGCCAUUUCUUCGGUAUGUAAUGUUCUGCUUAUCGCUUGUGACCAUUACAUUUUCAUUAUUCAUCAAAUGAGGUAUCAUUCUCUUGUAUCAAAUCGCAGAGGAAUUGCUGCCAUUGUGGCUGUAUGGCUGAUUGCAUUUGGAGCCUCAACUAUUCAAAUGUCUUGGCACAGUUUUGAUGAGGAAACAUUGACAACAAUUGACGACGAAACAGAAAGCAUUGAUAUCAAAUACAGUCUGGCUUGUAUAGCGUUUUUCUUUGCAUUUCCUCUGAUACUGAUGUGCUAUAUCUAUGGAAACAUAUUUUAUAUUUCAUUUAUGCGUCAUCAAACAGAUCGCAAAUUGAAUAAGGAUCUCCGGCAGCGUUUUCGACCACAACGUCACGAGUGGCGAGGACGUAGUGUUUUAUUAAUAACAUUAAUAAUCUUCGCUGGCUGUUGGUCGCCGUACUUCCUAACAGUGCUUGAUGAACAUACGGAAUCAAUCGAUUUUCAACUGCCACUAUGGGUGCAGCGCCUGCUUGUGUUUCUCAACUUCGUGCCUGCCAUGUUGAAUCCCAUCCUGUGUACAUUGGCCAAAAAGGAUUUUCGAAAAGCAUUGAAAGAAGUUGUUUUGCGAAGAGAAUCUUCAUAUCUAAGUGAUGCAAACGUCAAUGUUCACGCUGCCAGCCAGCGAAUAGCUAAAAAGCAUGGGUAAAUGCAGAGUGCCAUAUGUUCUGUCGAGAGGCUUAACGUUUUGUGUAUGACGAAAACCAUGGAGUGCUUAGAGGGUGCAAUUCUUUAACUAGAUAAAGAUUCAAUCACGUGCAGCAGCAGAGAAACUUCAAUGAGGUGAAAAAACAGCUUUACAGACAAGUAUGGCGUUUGAUCAUUUUGGCUUUGGUCCCACAUAGUAAUCCAAAGGCGAACUAUCCCUUUAAUAAAUCUUGGCCUAUGAAAAGGAUUUUGUACCAUACUCCAAUACAAAGAAUUCGCUUCAAGAGAAAAAUCGCAUUCGUAAAUAUAAUGACACUGCUUCGCUUAGUUUGAAUAAUUACUUGUCAUUUUCGCCAUAAGAAUCUUAAUCAAAACCGCAGUAGUGUUGCCACAUGGCUUUCUUAUUCGCGGCUUUUAAAAACCUUUGAAGUGAAAAAAACCCAAGCACUCCAUUAAGUCAGUAUUUCGUCUUCUAAGAUGAAAAAUCAGUGAUUAUGAAGACGAGAAUACUUGGACAAUGACUUUUCUCUAAUAUCAAAAAGUUAGAAAGCUAUCAAUAUACUAUUUACAGGGUUGUGCUCUGUUCCUCUCUCUCUAAAAAAAAAAAGGACAUUACAUAGAAUUUUGAAUAGUGAGCAAAAAAGGGCAUACUCAAAUUUUAAACAAGAGAACCUGGAAAGAGAAUAAGGAAUGAAACAUUAUUAUCAUUUCAGGAAAUGAGUCAUCUUAUUUUACAAAUAGAUUGAAUUUUUCACAGGGUAAGUGGAAACAUUAUCUUUGUUAUUCACUUUAAUUGAAACUAUCGUGAGAUUUCCUCAGCCGGACCGGCUGAUUAAUUUAGGCCUGACAAUGACACAAACAGAAGGCGUAUAAGUCUUUGUUGUAUCUCAGAGCCAUUGUCGGUAAAGUAUACCUAUUUGGACAGGUGCGUUAACCUUUCGUUAGACUACUGAUGAAAUACGUUGAAUUGUAACAUUGGUAUGAAAGGCAAAGGCGUGGUUAUGGCUCGGGUGGAUGAAAUGAGUGUUUGAAUUUGUAGAGUGUGCUUCAAUACAAUUGUAUGAGUGUAAGAAAGAAUAAGAAAAAAGGGAAAAAAGCUUUUUCAAUUUCAAUGUAUUCUAUAGAUUUUCAUAGUAGUCUUUGAAGUAAUCAAUUACAUCACUUUUAGAAAAAUUAUUCUUGACGUCUAUGAAUCGCGGUGAAUCAAAGACGUCAAGAGCAAUUUUUUGAAAAGCGCAGUGUUUGAUUUCAUCAAAUAUUACUCUAAAAUCCAGAGAGUGCAAUGAAAUAGAGACGAUUUGCCAUUUAGACUUAUGAAGAAGACAUUAGCCUACAUCCGGUCCUCUCUCUUCUCGAAAAUGGCCACAACAUGACACACUUUGUAUCUCAUAAGGGAAGCUUUUUUCAAUAUUUAAAGGCUAAGACAUUUCCCGUGACGGAUGUUUGUUUAGAAAAAGAUGAGGUAAAAAAAUGUUGACACUAAAAGAAGGGUAUCCCAUGGGCUUCCAUAACACAAAGCAGCUUCAAUACGUGAAUAAUAAAUGAAUAAUUUUAUAUUUGAUUUGCUAAGAGUUAGGAGUGAAGAGAAAUCGAAAAAUACAAAGAUAUAAAAAGGCACCUGUCAUCUACCAUUGAUGCUUGGAGAUAAAACAAAAUAUUCGUUAGGCCUUAAUAUAAAUAGUGUU
This is a messenger RNA of Pocillopora damicornis (cauliflower coral), 4274 nucleotides long. RefSeq names its product melatonin receptor type 1A. Gene Ontology annotation, cellular component: membrane. Gene Ontology annotation, biological process: G protein-coupled receptor signaling pathway. The record is from RefSeq and is a predicted model, not a curated record. NCBI's taxonomy places the organism in Eukaryota, Metazoa, Cnidaria, Anthozoa, Scleractinia, Pocilloporidae. Gene Ontology annotation, molecular function: G protein-coupled receptor activity.